Messenger RNA from Trichoderma virens Gv29-8, 2613 nucleotides. RefSeq names its product glycoside hydrolase family 2 protein. The coding region runs from base 1 to 2613 and encodes 870 amino acids. The record is from RefSeq and is a predicted model, not a curated record. Lineage: Eukaryota; Fungi; Ascomycota; Sordariomycetes; Hypocreales; Hypocreaceae. Gene Ontology annotation, biological process: carbohydrate metabolic process; glycoprotein catabolic process. Gene Ontology annotation, molecular function: beta-mannosidase activity. The transcript is spliced from 2 exons.
AUGGCCACAUAUCUACGCACAGACGUCCAUGACGGUUGGGUCUUCAAGCAAGCAGACAAGCCAGACUCGGACUUCCGACCCGUGGCCCAGUUUCCCACCGUCAUCCAUCUCGACCUAUUACACCAUAACCUGAUCCCUGAUCCGCCUAAAGACAGAAACAGCGAGCUGAUCCAAUGGGUCGGUGAGAAGCAAUGGCUCUACAAGACUUCAUUCAUCUCACCGCAGGCCCCAUCAAGCACCGGCAAGGUGUCUCAUACAAUGGUGUUCGAUGGCCUUGAUACAUAUGCCAAGAUCAGUCUAAACGGCAAAGAGAUAGCCAGCACCGCCAACAUGUUUCUUCAAUACCGUGUUGAUGCCACAGAGGCACUGAAGCCAGCAGGUGAAGAAAACAGCCUCGAGCUUCUUUUCGACUCUGCGUUCUUGGAGGGCAAGCGCCUGGAAAAGGCACAAGGCUAUAAGAACCUGUUCUGGAAUGGCGAUUCCUGCCGUAUGAACGUCCGCAAAAUUGGAUGUCACUUUGGAUGGGACUGGGCACCAACGCUGCUAACUUGUGGCCCGUGGCGACCCAUUUACCUCGAGUCAUUUGUAACACGUAUCGCCGACGUGAACAUUGAUAUUGAUGUUGCAGACUCGCUAGAUGUUGCAAUUGUGACUGUCACGCCAGAGUUGCAGGGCCACGAUGGCAAUGAUAAGUCGGUCCAGGUCAGCAUCAGCAGUCCAGAUGGAGAAGCUGUUUUCACUGGCAAUGGGAGCAGCAGUGCGACCCUCAAAGACCCCAAACUGUGGUAUCCAGUCGGCUAUGGAAAGCAGCCGCUGUACACGGUGACAGCUACUCUGGGUGACCAGCAGGUCGUCCGCAAAGUUGGUAUCCGUCAUCUACGUUUGGUCCAGCGACCUCUCGAGAACGGAGCUCCAGGAACAACCUUCUUCUUCCAGGUCAACCAGAUCCCCAUCUACUGCCGCGGUGCUAACUGGGUGCCUGGAGAUACCUUCUUGCCGAGGAUCAAUGCGAAGCGCUAUCGUCAGUGGAUCGAGCUGGCUCUCCACGGUAACCAGAACAUGAUUCGCGUGUGGGGAGGAGGUCUUUACGAAGAUGACUCUUUCUAUGAGAUUUGCGAUGAGCUUGGAAUUCUCAUAUGGCAUGACUUUCAGCUCGGGUGCGGUGUUUAUCCUGUCUCCGACUUUAUGACCAACACCAUCCGUGAGGAAGCCAUUUACAACCUCAAGCGACUGCGACACCACCCAUCCAUCGUCUUGUGGUGCGGAAACAACGAGGACCACAUGUUUGCGGAGCUGCAUCACCUUGAAUACGACAUCAACGACAAGAACCCAGAUAAUUGGCUCAAGACGAACUGGGCAGCACGCUGGUAUUACGACAAGAUGCUCCCCGAUAUCUGUGCCGAGCUCGUUCCUCGUGUCCCUUACCACAACUCAUCUCCCUGGGGCGGCACAUACAGUAAUGAUCCAACUGUUGGAGACAUCCACUCUUGGAGAGUAUGGAUGGCAGAUCAGCCGCGCUACCCGUACCAAGACUAUGAGAAGCUCACCGGCCGCUUUGUGAGCGAGUUUGGUAUGAAGUCAUCGCCUUCUGUUCACAGCGUCCGCCAGCUCAUAACCGAUCCUGCGGAGAGACACCCCCAGUCUCGUACUUUUGACAAUUGGUUCUGCGCGCCAGAAGACCAGCGCACUCUGUCAAUGUACUUGAUUGACAAUCAAAAGUACGACAUUGCCUCUCUGCAGGCAUAUGUAUACGCUACUCAGCUCAACCAGGCCGAGGCAACCGACUACUCGCUGCGUCCUUUCCGGCGCCUCUGGAAGGGCCCUGGACAAGAGGAAUGCGCUGGUAGCCUAAUUUGGCAGCUUAACGACUGUUUCCCAGCCGCGAGUUGGUCUUUGGCCGAUGCGUUCCUCCGCCCUAAGCUGGCUUACUUUGUUGCCAAAAGAGAUUUUGCGCCCAUCAUUGUUGGGUGCGCAAGAACGACGGUAGAGCAUCCUGCCGAUGAGUUCACUCGUGUAUUCGUAGAACGCGUUACCUCGGCGGAUGUUUGGGCCAGCAACUGCACCACCUCCGAGGUCAAGUUGACCAUCACGGUAGCCUUCUACUCCGUCUUGGAUGGCAAACUGCUCGCCUCCAAAUCUGAAGAAGUAACUCUACCACCAAAUCGCUCGACGGAGCUACAAAAGGUCAAUUUUGAUGAAAAAGAAUGGGGAGUCAAGCAAGAGUCUGUAGUCGUCGCUACGAAGCUCACCAAGAAUGGAGAUGUGCUGGCCCGCUAUGUCAACUUCCCACAGCCGUUGAGACAUCUCGAUUUUUCCGCUGCGGAGGUUACCGUUACCAAGAAAGAAAUUAAUGAUUCGACCAGAUCAUUCGAACUUGCCGUCUCGGUCAUGAAUGGUGCAGCUAAGGGUGUAGAAUUGAUGAUUGACACUUUGGAUCCGGAUGUUGCAGACAGCUAUGUCUUCAGUGACAAUGCCUUGGAUCUUGUUCCGGGUGAAGAGCAGAUUGUAACUGUUACUGCUGUCGCUGGUACGAAAGCCGAUCUUGAGAAAGUCAAAGUAGUGGAGCAACAUUAUGGUUCUGUGGCCACAAAACAGAGUCUUGUGUUGAUGUAA